Messenger RNA from Dermochelys coriacea (leatherback sea turtle), 669 nucleotides. Its product is annotated as claudin-22-like. Bases 1 to 669 code for a protein of 222 amino acids. The record is from RefSeq and is a predicted model, not a curated record. Gene Ontology annotation, molecular function: structural molecule activity. The transcript has a single exon. Gene Ontology annotation, cellular component: plasma membrane; bicellular tight junction. Gene Ontology annotation, biological process: bicellular tight junction assembly; cell adhesion. Lineage: Eukaryota; Metazoa; Chordata; Testudines; Dermochelyidae.
AUGGCUUUAGUCUACAGAACUGUGAUGCAAUUAAAUGGCUUUUUUUUUUCUCUGUUUGGAUGGUUUCUAUCCUGUCUCACUACCUAUUUACCUGACUGGAAAAAUCUCAGUUUAGACUUAAAUGAAUUUGAGACCUGGACCACGGGACUCUGGCAAGUUUGUAUUACCCAAGAGGAAGGGGGAAUUCAAUGUAAGGAUUUUGAUUCUUUCUUGGCUUUGCCUCCAGAGUUUAGGAUUUCUAGGAUUUUGAUGUUUGUUUCAAAUGGAUUAGGACUUUUGGGCGUCUUCCUUUCAGGUUUUGGGUUGGACUGUUUGAAGAUUGGUGAAAGACAACAGGAACUAAAGAAACGGCUAUUACUGCUUGGAGGAAUACUCUUCUGGAUAUCAGGAAUUACAGUCAUAGCCCCAGUUUCUUGGGUUGCUCACACUAUAGUCAAGGAAUAUUGGGAUGAGAAUAUCCCAGAGAUUAUUCCCAGGUGGGACUUGGGGGAAGCACUGUUUGUUGGCUGGUUUGCUGGAAUAUGUCUUAUACUAGGAGGGUCACUACUUAAUUGCACUGUCUGUUCAACUGACGUCCAUCCUUCCUCAGUCCAUUACACAGUAACAGAAAUGCAAGAUCACUGUCAACACUUGGAAACUGAAAAUAGUCCUGAAAAUCUAGGAGUUUAA